AUAUAAAAAAAGAGUCGAGAAUUUGAUAUCACUUAUUAUAUUUAGAAAUUUACCGAUUAGACUCUUUUAACGGAGAUAUUAAAAAUCACCUGAUUGUAGCCUCGACUAUCUUGCGGGUGAGCUUUUGCGAAAUCAUCAUCGCAGUAUGUACAGAAAUGUUGAUCGGUAAAAGAGCCAAAGCAGCAUUCGGUGCCUGGUUCAAUUGUUACAAUUUGUACAUGUUACCUUCUUUGAAUUGCUUUACUCUUGCCAAUCCUUCCUCAAUUCUAAGAUCAAGAACUUCUCUUCCUACCCAGCAUCGAGCCUUGUUGAGUUCCUUAUAUCCUUCGGCUUCAUUUGCGCGAGUUGCCCAACAAAUCCUUCAACUGCGGGGUCAAUCAUCUCAUGCGACGUUUUCAUCCCCCACGAGGGUCUCUCUUAUAUCUUCCUCCCUUCUGCGAAACAGUACUACCAGGCAAUUCUCGAGUACUCCAGCAGCAAUGACAGCUACAAAGAUUGAUGGCACUGCUAUCGCGAAGAAAAUUCGUGAAAAGAUUCAUGCCGAAAUCGAUGAUGCCCAAAAGACAAAUCCGAGGUUCAAGCCUUCAUUGAAGAUCAUUCAAGGUAACUCUCAGCGAGAAAGUUAUACGAAGUUUAUGCUAAUAUGACUCCUCGCAGUGGGCGAUCGUUCUGACUCAAGUAUGUAUUUGUGAUUGAAACACGACAAAAAUAACUCACUGAUGAUCAUACAGCAACCUAUGUUCGUAUGAAAUUGAAGGCGGCACAAGAGGUUAGCGAUUCUUCAUAAUUUCUUUCGAGCUUAAACUUAUUUCAUGGACAUCUAGGCAGCGAUUGAAUGCGAACUUAUCCCAUUCCCUGAAACCGCAACCGAAGCCGAGGUCCUUGACGAAAUCGAGCGAUUGAACAAUGAUCCGUCCGUUCAUGGUAUUCUUGUUCAAUUGCCGGUCCCCAAGCAUAUGUCCGAAUACAGUAUAACUUCUGCUGUAUCUGAUGAGAAGGAUGUAGAUGGUUUUGGGGCAUCGAACAUUGGAGAACUUGCGAAGCGUGGAGGACGUCCUCUUUUCAUACCAUGCACGCCAAAAGGUGUCAUGGUCCUACUCGAGGAGAGCGGUGUGGAUCUGAAGGGCAAGAAUGCGGUCGUUCUUGGACGCAGCAAUAUUGUUGGCAGCCCUACUAGUUACCUCCUCAAAAAUGCCGAUGCUACUGUGACAGUAUGCCAUUCAAGGACCCAAAACAUUGAGCAAUUCAUCAAGAAUGCGGAUGUUGUUGUUGCAGCCAUCGGCAAAGCCAACUUUGUCAAAGGAGAGUGGUUGAAGCCGGGUGCAGUAGUCAUUGAUGUUGGCACUAAUUUUAUUCCUGACGAAACCAAGAAAUCUGGUCAGAGACUUGUUGGGGAUGUCGAUUUUGAAUCUGCUUCGGAAGUUGCCUCCCAGAUCACACCAGUACCUGGUGGAGUGGGGCCGAUGACCAUCGCAAUGCUCCUACAAAAUGUUGUCGAAUCUGCCAAAGCUUACUUUGAUCAGCAGAAAGCUAAAGCUAUCAAGCCUCUAUAGCUCAAGCCUCUACCUUUAAAGCUUCAAACCCCGGUACCAUCGGAUAUCGCUAUCUCAAAUCGAAGGUUCCGAUAGAGACGACCGAGGAGCGAUGAUGGAGUUGUGAUGACUUCCUUGAAUAUAAGUUUAUAGAGCUUAUCGCAUAGCUUACCUUGGAGCAGAGUGUCCAAUAGUAUGGACUGCAAUCCAAGAAUGAGAAGCUUCUAAAUCAAUUCAGACAAUGAAUUAUAUGAAAUAUCAAAAUGUAAUUAAAGUAUUCUAACUAUUGGGGAUAUUGAAUUAUAUUCAAAUGUUC
Molecule: messenger RNA, 1848 nt
Organism: Sclerotinia trifoliorum
Lineage: Eukaryota; Fungi; Ascomycota; Leotiomycetes; Helotiales; Sclerotiniaceae
Source: the annotation of a GenBank genome assembly